AUGGAAUUAUUCCUCAUUUAUAGGUCUACAAAAGUCCACGAUUGCACAUCUGUUAAAGAUAGCUCAUACUAUCUCUAUGCAGCCUAUCGCAGUCCACAGCUAGACAUAGGCCUCCCCAAAGUUCGAGCCAAACAUGCUCAAAGAAUUUGUCAGGCGUUUUUCAUAGAACUGUAUUUAUUAGAAAUGUAUCUUUUUAUUUUUAUUUUAAAUUAUUUAAUGUUUAUUUUAGUGUAUAGUGAUACUGGUAAUAAAACUGAAGUAUUCGAUUAUUGUUCGCAUCCCGAUUGUUCUUUAAGAAAUCAGCAUACCCUUUGUUUAGCUAAAAACAAGUAUAGUACAAGAUUAUUUGCUUCGGGGAUGACUACAUGGAUGAAAUAUCAAAUUCUCCAAUUACAUAAUCGCCACAGAGAUAAUAUUGCAAUGGGCCUUGAAGCGGGUCAACCGCCAGCCGCUAAUAUGCGUAAAAUGUAUUGGGACUACGAACUCGAAGAGAUGGCGGAGAUAUGGGCAAGACAAUGUCAAAAAAGACACGACGAAUGUAGGAAUACCGUAAGAUUUAAUGUUAUACAGAACAUGGAUGUAAGACCAAUUUUGCCUCGAGUGACCAUUGCACAAAUACUAGCAGAUACUGUAGGCGCAUGGUUUUCCGGGUCAAGAACUCUUCCACCUGAAUAUGUUCGGUCAUUUAAACCAAGUAAUUGCAGCGCUCCUGGUGGAUGUAACGCUCAUUGGUAUUCCGCAGCCGCUUGGGCAUCGACGUGGCGAAUAGGUUGCUCACAGGCUUUGUGUACUGCAAAGCAAAGUUCAUGUGUAUUGUUUCGAAAAAGACGGACACCGCGACCUCAAUUUCUUAAUUCAAUGCAAAAUGUAACACGAACUCCUAAAAAAGAAAAUUUACUUCGUAGAACUAAAUAUAUGACAAAUGCCACAGUGACACGUUUUGAAGACUUUGCAACAACGAUAAAAACUAGUUUCAACAAAUCACCAUUACACCGCGGUGACUUAAAAUUUUUGGACCAAGAAGAAAAAGAACCAAAUGUCAUGGCAUACAUAUUUUGUAAUUAUGGACCGGCUGGUAAUAUUGACGGAUUUCCAAUAUACGAACCGGGUGUGACUUGCAGUAACUGCCCUUAUGGAACUAAAUGUGGUGUCGGAACUCACAGAGGCUUAUGUUCUCUUUUAAGUGAUCCAGAGAAUAAGCCUUAAAUCUUUUGUAUUAAAUAAUAAAGUUCGAUAACUCUGA
This is a messenger RNA of Melitaea cinxia (Glanville fritillary), 1243 nucleotides long. RefSeq lists its product as uncharacterized. NCBI's taxonomy places the organism in Eukaryota, Metazoa, Arthropoda, Insecta, Lepidoptera, Nymphalidae. The record is from RefSeq and is a predicted model, not a curated record. Gene Ontology annotation, cellular component: extracellular region. Bases 1 to 1206 code for a protein of 401 amino acids. The transcript has 2 exons.